AUGUACUAUACGAUCGUGGAACUGCUGGAGAGUAUCAAUAUGAUCUUGCCGGCUGUGCCAUCCUUCACGCACUGCGUCGCACAUAGCCUGAUGCGCAACGAGUCGAUAACUAAAGCUGGAUCAACAGGGAAAGUAUUCAGGGCGAAGAGCACUGCAUGCAAGCAGCUGCAUUAUGAUCCGAGUCUGCUCCCGGAAACUGCAGCGCUUUCCCAUUUGCCGCUGCCCGAUGAGCGUCCUCGACAGAGCGUUGCCAACCUCAUUGGACGGUUCGAGCAGCAGAACAAACGGCAGUCGGUGACUCCAACGCCCCCUCGGACAUCGAGCGUUGCAUCUCAUCAUACAGGCGAUUCCGUGAAGGAGGAGAUCAAGGAAAAGCGCGAAUGGCCACCAAAGCCAAAAUCUGAAGUGAUCGAGACGAGUAGACAUAUCACCGAGUCGCCUCGAAACACAGACGACGGCAAAGGGCAGGUGCAGCCGGAUGCACUCAUGCCCGCGGUGGAGUCCCAGGAAGUACCCCCACCUCCCCCACCAGAAGUGGCAGUGCCGAUUGCAAAACCUAUACCAACACGACAGUCGAGCGUGGGCUCUAUUACUAUGCCUACACGAACACCUGGUACACCGUCGAAGACCGCGUCAUCCCGGUCGAGCAUAACCACAACGCGCACCCCGGCUCGCCCUGCAGCCAAGUCCCCACCCACUUCAUUCCACGGCGCACCCUCUGGUUCCACGUCCUCCUCGACACCUGCGAAGGCCCCCGCUUCUACUAAGUCGACUUCAACCUCUACCCCAUCCCGUCCGCGCCCUUUAUCUCGUGCUUCAAUCACGCCGGCGCGCUCCAAGACGCCGUCGCUCCGACCCAAGACGCCCUCCUCUGCUGCAACAAUCACGCCUACGACACCUGGGCGCCCCAAGACGCCCGCCUCAGGUCUCUUUGCGCCCACAGCGGCGUCGCUUGCAAAAGCGCGCAACGCAGCAGAGCCUGUGCCCGUUCCAGUCAGGAAACUAAGUUCCGGACCGGGAGUGAUGGAGCGUCUGAGCAAGCCCACAGCGGCUAGCCUGAGCAAGUCAGUGGUCCCGUCGCCGACACGGGGCGGCAGUCCCGCACGAGGAACGACGAGGGGCGCGACUGUGAGAGGUGCGCAUGCAACAAGAGGGACCGUAGCCACCCGGGGGACUGCGUUACCAAAGGGUGCGACUAUGAAGAUGCGAGGUGCUGCGGCGGGCGCAAAGAUCAAGGCUGCACCAGGUGCGCCGGUGGUAGCUCAGUCUUCCGAUUUGGGAGGUGAACAGCAGGGAGCGAUCGAAGAACAUCACGAUCAUGUAGAGGAGCCCGAGAUCCUCGCCAGCCCGAUUGAACAUGAUCAAGCGACGCACGAACUCGAGAGCUCAGAAAGCACACUCAUCGACGAACCCCAGCACGCCUUGAUAGGUCUUACGGAUGAACCUACCGUACACGUGGCAGCAGAAGAGACUGCUGAGGUCAUCCUGAACGCUAAGGAGGAAGACUUGGAGGCAGAGGCGGCUCAGCUGGUUGAGCCAGAGGAGUUUCACGAGGAGGCGGCCGCCAAGGAACUAGCUGAGGCGCAUCAUGAGGAUAAGCAAGAGCCUGCAGAAGUAGAAAUUCUAGCAGAGGCACGAGAGGAGUCGCAUGUCGAACCCGAGGAAACGGAGGCGGUCCCCGCGCCCGAAGAACAUGUGGAGCCAGAAAGCCACCAACUCGCCCCAGAGCCGGAUGCGGCUCAUGUAGAAGAAUCCGCUCAACCAGAAGUGGAGGUUCCAGACGCAAUUUUGCAUGUUGACGGUGCCUCUACACCGACGCCUAUAGGGGGAAAGGGAACAGACUUAGAGGAUUUGAUUCAUAUGCUCGAGGCACAGCCGCGCCCGGUGAGCGUCGUCAGCAUCCCUGACGAGGUGAUGGAUAUACCCGAUGAAGAUUAA
This is a messenger RNA of Fibroporia radiculosa, 1938 nucleotides long. RefSeq lists its product as uncharacterized. Bases 1 to 1938 code for a protein of 645 amino acids. The record is from RefSeq and is a predicted model, not a curated record. The transcript is spliced from 3 exons. NCBI's taxonomy places the organism in Eukaryota, Fungi, Basidiomycota, Agaricomycetes, Polyporales, Fibroporiaceae.